Molecule: messenger RNA, 1683 nt
Organism: Colletotrichum karsti
Lineage: Eukaryota; Fungi; Ascomycota; Sordariomycetes; Glomerellales; Glomerellaceae
Exons: 2
Coding region: 1-1683 (560 amino acids)
Molecular function (GO): oxidoreductase activity, acting on paired donors, with incorporation or reduction of molecular oxygen; monooxygenase activity; iron ion binding
Source: RefSeq, a predicted model, not a curated record
AUGCAGCAGCAAUUCUUCAUCGGUCAAGGUGUUGAUGGUCACCGUCGAGAAAUAGAUGUCUCCACGUUUGAAACGCUGCAGCAACUCGGUUCGAAUCUUGGACGGCUGUUUUCCUUUGCAGACACGAAUUCUCUUCGAUUCCAUAGCAGCCACGAUGGUGGCGAGCUCUCGUCCCUCGAGGAUGUCAAAUCCUGCACCAAACCAGUAGAGAUUCGAGCUCUCAAUCACGCUUCCGUCCGGCCACCGCCAGGGCCAAAAGGACUCCCACUCGUUGGCAAUCAUUACGAGAUAUACCCUGAUCCUCUGGGCAACUACGACCGGCUAUUCUCAAGAUACGGCCCGGUCAUCAAGACAACGAAUAUGGGCACCACGAUCUAUCACACCAACGACCCGGAAAUCGCCCGCCACGUCCUCCGCGAGGGUGAAUUCUUCACCAAAGUAACCUCCGACCCCUCGCAUCCCCUCUUUUACAUGCAGCUCCAGUCGUCCCUGUUCACCUGCGACAGCGACUCUCCCGCCUUCCCCGUCGCGCACAAAUUCAUCCCGCCGGCCCUCUCCCCGCGAGCCGUGGCCCAUCACCUGCCUCUAGUCCAAGAGUCCGCACGGUCGAUCUUCCCGGUGCUGGACCAGCUGGCAGAACGCGGCUUGGCCUUCAACGUCUAUCACUACAUGUUCAAGAUGGCGGGCCAGGUCAUCUGGCGGGUCGUGGUCGGACAGGACUUGGAGCACUUCAAGGCCCCCAACAACCCUCCCGCGCUGACCAUUCGGCUCUUUGGAGAGUUCCUGUCUCUCAUGAAAAAGACGAGCUUGCGACCGAAGUGGUACGGUAGCCUUCCUUUCGGUGACCCGGCCCGCCUAAAGGUCGUGCAGCAAAUGCUAUGGGAUAACGUGGAGAAGGCGAUCGACGAGUGCACGAUGGCGGACGGCGGCACGCUUCCCUUGUCAGACCCGGCAUCCUCUCUGCGCGCCUCGUGCGUGGCGGACUUUCUGAGCCGGGCACGCGACGACAAGGAAGAAGGUCUGCCGCGUGACAUCCUAAUCCCCAACGUUGUGGUCCUCUUGGGUGCCGGGUUCACAACCAGCGCCUCGCUGCUAUCCUGGGCGCUGUAUUCGCUCGUCAAAUACCCCGGGAACCAAGAGCGACUGUUGCAGGAGCUCGUCGACCACGGCGAAGACGGGAAGCGCCCCUGGACGUACGACGAGGUUCACGCGAUGAGGUUCCUCGACUGCUUUGUGAAGGAGACGCAGAGGAUGCACAGCCCGAGCUUUCAGACAGCGCGGAACGCGAGGCAAGAUGUCGUCCUACCUGGCGGCUACCUCAUUCCCAAGGGCUCCGUGGUGAUCCCGUGCUUUCCGAGUCUGCAUAAGAACCCCGCUCACUGGGAUAACCCGACGAUCUUCAACGCGGACAGGUGGAUGGAGGGAGGCGUUGCGGGCAAUCUGGGGAAGAAGGGGGUGUACACUCCCUUUGCCGCGGGGCGAAGAGGAUGCGUGGGUCUGAACUUGGCGCUGCUGGAAGUGAAGAUGGUGUUGAUCCAGCUUCUUUACAACUACCGCUGGGAGGACUCCUCUCCGGAGGCUGUGGUGUAUGAUCCGGAGUUCUUGGUUACCAGACCGGUAAACUUCUACGCGAGCGCGACUAGGCGUACCGAGUGGCCAUCGCCAUCUAAGAGGGCCGACUAA